CAGGAAGAAUGGGACUUGACACAAGAAAUGUUGCUGAAUGAAUCAGAGGGUAGAGAGAGAAAAAGGGGAAGCCUAAUGUAAAUUUCUCGGCGGCUCGAUGGAUGACAUCGAAGCCAGAAGCACCCUUUUAGCGGAAAAAUAAUCUUGCUCGAGGCUUUGUAUCCUCGGUUUUGUUCCCGAUUGUUGGUACACAUAUGAUGGAACGGGCGAUGGAGCAACUAAACGUACAGCUGAACAGGCUGACCCGCUCUCUGCGUCGCGCCAGGACUGUCGAGCUCCCGGAAGACAAUGAAACCGCAGUCUACACACUCAUGCCAAUGGUUAUGGCUGACCAGCACAGGUCGGUUUCUGAAUUACUCCUCAACUCCAAGUUUGAUGUGAACUACGCUUUCGGACGAGUCAAGAGAAGUCUACUUCACAUUGCUGCCAACUGUGGAUCAGUGGAGUGCCUGGUCCUACUGCUAAAGAGAGGAGCGAACCCUAACUACCAGGACAUCUCAGGCUGCACCCCUCUGCACCUGGCUGCCAGAAACGGACAGAAAAAGUGUAUGGGAAGACUACUAGAAUACAAUGCAGACGUGAACAUCUGCAACAAUGAGGGACUGACAGCUAUCCACUGGUUAGCUGUGAACGGGCGGACUGAGCUGCUUCAUGACCUGGUGCAGCAUGUGACUAACGUGGAUGUAGAGGAUGCCAUGGGACAGACCGCCCUUCAUGUAGCCUGCCAGAACGGACACAAGACUACGGUGCAGUGCCUGCUGGACAGUGGAGCGGACAUCAACAGACCUAACUGCUCUGGGGCCACACCCCUCUACUUCGCCUGCAGCCACGGUCAAAGGGACACGGCACAGAUCCUUCUCUCUCGAGGGGCUAAGUACCUACCUGACAAGAAUGGAGUCACCCCUCUGGAUCUGUGUGUACAGGGUGGUUAUGGAGAGACGUGUGAGAUCCUCAUCCAGCACCAUGGCAGACUGUUUCAGACACUCAUCCAGAUGACACAGAAUGAUGACAUCAAAGAGAAUAUGCUCAGGCAGGUUCUAGAGCAUGUCUCCCAGCAGAGUGACAGUCACUACCAGAAGAUCCUGACCAGUCUAGCAGAGGUGGCCACUACUAAUGGACACAAACUCCUCAGUCUCCUCUCCAGUCUCUCCAGUAGCUACGAGGCUCAGAUGAAGAGUCUGCUGAGAAUCAUCCGGAUCUUCUGCCAUGUCUUCCGCCUGGGCCCUUCCUCUCCCAACAACGGGAAUGACAUGGGAUACAAUGGGAACAAGACGCAGCGCAGCCAGGUCUUUAAGCAUCUACCCCUCUCUUUCUUUCUCUUCCUCUCUCUCUUUCUCUUUCUCUCCCUAUUUCCCUCUCUCUCUCUUUCAACAUCUAUCUGUCUGUCUCUCUCUCUCGCUCUCUCCAUCCCUCUUUCUCUCCCCUCUCUCUCUCCUUUCUCCCCUUCACUCGCUCCCUCUCCUUCACUCACUCAGUCUCUUUCCUUGCCUCCCCCUUUCCUCUCUCUCUCUGAUUUCCUCCAGCCGUUGGAGUUGCUGUGGCACUCUCUAGAUGAGUGGUUGGUGUUGAUCUCUACAGAGCUGGAGAAGAGCCACCAGGACCCCUCCAACUCCUCCUCCUCAGGGAGUGAGAUCGCCUCCCUCCUCCUCAAACAACGUGGCGAGGUCGACUCCGCCUCCACCCCUGCCGUCUUCACGGUGGCACCAUCGCUGCCACCCUCCAUGCCCCUACCCCCUUUGCCGGACCAAGAGGGUGGCAAGAGGACCCCUGAGGUUCUUAUGGAAACGCCUGAGGUAUACGCGGACGGAGAGGAUGUCAUCUCUAUGACGGCCAAUCGGCUCAGCGCGGUGAUCCAGGCCUUCUACAUGUGCUGUUCCUGUCAGAUGCCACAGGGAAUGACAUCUCCUCGCUUCAUAGAGUUUGUCUGCAAGCAUGACGAGGUGCUCAAAUGUUUCGUAACCAGGAAUCCAAAGAUCAUCUUUAACCAUUUCCACUUCCUGUUGGAAUGUCCGGAGCUCAUGUCCCGCUUCAUGCACAUAAUCAAAGGCCAGCCCUUCAAGGAGCGCUGUGAGUGGUUCUAUGAGCACCUAUUGGCAGGACAGCCAGACUCAGACAUGGUCCAUCGACCUGUCAACGAGAACGACAUCCUGCUAAUCCACAGAGAGUCCAUAUUUAGCAGUAGCUGUGCGAUGGUCUCCAAAUCGACCAAUGAAAAGCUCAAACAGGGCAUCGCCGUACGGUUCCAUGGAGAGGAAGGAAUGGGCCAGGGCGUGGUGAGGGAGUGGUUUGACGUCCUGUCCAAUGAGAUCAUCAAUGCAGACUACGGCCUCUUCACCCAGUCAGCGGACGGCACCACGUUCCAGCCCAACAGUAACUCGUCAGUGAACCCUGAUCAUCUGAACUACUUCCGGUUUGCGGGUCAGAUCCUGGGGUUGGCUCUUUACCACCGUCAGCUGGUCAACAUCUACUUCACCCGCUCCUUCUACAAACACAUACUGGGCAUCCCAGUGAACUACCAGGACGUGUCGUCCAUCGAUCCAGAGUAUGCCAAGAAUCUGCAGUGGAUCCUGGACAACGACAUCAGUGACCUGGGACUGGAGCUCACCUUCUCUGUGGAAACAGACGUGUUCGGCGCCAUGGAGGAGGUGCCACUCAAACCUGGUGGGACUAGCAUCAUUGUCACCCAGGACAACAAGGCAGAGUAUGUCCAGUUGGUAACAGAGUUGAGGAUGACUCGAGCCAUCCAACCCCAGAUAAAUGCUUUCCUGCAAGGGUUCCACACCUUCAUUCCCCCCUCCCUCAUCCAGCUCUUUGAUGAAUAUGAAUUGGAGCUGUUGCUGUCUGGGAUGCCAGAGAUCGAUGUGCAGGACUGGCACAGGAACACAGAAUACACCAGUGGCUAUGACCUGGAGGAACCUGUCAUCCAGUGGUUCUGGAAGGUGGUAGAAAGCCUUACCCAAGAGGAGAGGGUCCUACUGUUGCAGUUUGUCACUGGCAGUUCCAGGGUACCUCAUGGUGGCUUUGCCUUUCUGAUGGGAGGUAGUGGCUUACAGAAGUUCACUAUUGCCUCUGUACCAUACACAUCAAACCUACUGCCUACCUCCAGCACCUGCAUCAACAUGAUGAAACUCCCAGAAUACCCCAGCCAGGAGGUCCUGCGGGACAGGCUGCUGGUCGCACUGCAUUGUGGGAGUUACGGGUACACCAUGGCGUGACGCUGGCUGCAGCUACGUCUCAGCGGGACUCCUCUGGUCCAUGCACACGAGAGUGCGCGCGUGUGUGUGUGUGUGUGUGUGCGCUUUGGCAUGGACACAUCAGUGCAAGGAAUCCAUCCAACACUUCCUAAUCCAAACAUAUUUCACCUAUCUAUGUGGCAUAUUUCACCUAUCUAUGUGGCAGUUUGUUUUAGCUGGGUAGAUUCUAUUCUACAGCCAGAGCUAGCUAUGAUUUGUAUAAGAUAAACAAGCUCCCUGUCAUUUCAACCCAAUUGAAGGAAAAGGAAAUGUGAUACCCCUGAUUUCACUCUGAACUGCCAAAAACAUGUUACCAUGGUCACAACAACAACUUAUCCACUAGACUGGCUGCACAGCAUCCCUCCCAUGGCAUGAAGCCAGUCAUCUGCCUUCCUUUUAGUCUCUCUCCUUUGGCAUUCUUCUCCUGUAACAUGGUAAUAUGGAAUGAUCUGGUUGGUGUGUAUUUCAAAUUUAAGGGGGAGUCUAUAAUGAUAUUACUGUAAGAGGCUGUGGCCAGGUAGUUUUACAUGUGUUUACCAGGGAGGUAGUUGUAAAAAGGUGGCAAAGAUUCUAGCCUGCAAGUAACAUAAACACUAAUGCAAAAAUUGCUAAUUUGUCCUAGGAAUAGGUACAUAAAUGAUUCCCCAAAUGAAUAGAAGCGUUAACGGUGCUUACAGGCGUUUACCCCCCGCUACAGUACAUCCCUGAUCUUCACAGAUGCCUAACCACAACUCCCUCACCCUAUAAGGUGCAUGUCUCAUGGCUCUACUUUGUGAGGUUCUUCAGUUUAGUGUCAUUCUGUUGUGUUAGUCUGUCAUCUGCAGCUGUAUCUCCGUGUCCUUGUAGUGAUCAUCAGGGCCCAGUUUUUCAAAAGUUAUCUAUCCGGAUUUCGCCUAUUGGAUAGCAUUAAAUGCACAGAAAUAGAACGAAUAGAACAGACGAAUCAUCGACUUCUAGUCAUUCUAUUUAUAUGUAUUUAAUCCUAUCAGGUUAGAAAACGUUUGGAAAACUGGGCCCAGUAGUCAGUCAUCCCUUUCUAUUGUAUCUGACUGGCAGGACUCUCUGGGUGCAUCCCAAAUGGAUCCGUAGUUCCUGUAUAGUGCACUACUUUUGACCAGAGCCCUAUGGGCCCUGAUCAAAAGUAGCGCAGUAUGAAGGGAAUAGGGUACCAUUUGGGAUGCAGCCUCUGCUUACCAUGUUGUAUUUCUCUCAGCUCAGUCGACUUGAAGGUUAGAGGAGCACUACAGUAUAUAGAGCUAAGUGAAAGGUUUGGUCAGCAGUGCCAAAAAGGAGAGCCAGUUUGAUUUUGAUUGCUUUUUUGUUUUUAUCCUACCUGAACAUUAUGGUGGAACAUGUUCUAAAAAGGGAUAGAAUCAUAUCAUGACUUGACAUAUCAUGACUUGACAUAUCAUGACUUGACAUAUCAUGAAUGUAGCUAAGAAAUGUUUUAUUGUUGAUCCAUGAUUUAAAUGACUCUACUUCUUUACAAUGAUGUGGGAAUGUAAAUACUUAUAUUUCAUAUUAUUUAUCACUAUUGUUUUAAAUGUAUGACUUGUUUUGCAAUUGUAAUCAGAUGUUGUAUUGUAUACAGAGCCUUUAUAGAUAUUUCUGCAAAUUACUCAAAAACAAAGUAUGUAUUUUACCAUAAACAUAAUACAUUGUUUAAACUUUGA
This is a messenger RNA of Oncorhynchus masou masou (cherry salmon), 4906 nucleotides long. RefSeq names its product HECT domain and ankyrin repeat containing E3 ubiquitin protein ligase 1 (gene hace1). Gene Ontology annotation, molecular function: protein binding; ubiquitin protein ligase activity. The transcript has 24 exons. Bases 195 to 3215 code for a protein of 1006 amino acids. Gene Ontology annotation, cellular component: Golgi membrane; cytoplasm; nucleus. NCBI's taxonomy places the organism in Eukaryota, Metazoa, Chordata, Actinopteri, Salmoniformes, Salmonidae. The record is from RefSeq and is a predicted model, not a curated record. Gene Ontology annotation, biological process: Golgi organization; membrane fusion; protein polyubiquitination.